AUCGGCUGGCGUUCAUGAUAACAUUGUAUCUUUUUGUCGGUUGUGCUAUAAGUGAGAGACUAACACUUUGCCGGUUGAUCUUGCAGGUGAUGUUGAGGAUAGAUGGACUCAAGGUUCCCUUGAGGAAAAAGCAAGAGGAGGAUGAGCUUAUCAAGGAGCUCACUAUGGCUAUGGAGACGGCGAACCAAAAGGCGUCUGACCUCGAGCUGCAAGUUAAGAACCUCCAGUUCGAUCUCAAGGCACUGGAGGGUUCGAACAAAGAGAACACCGAGCUGAGGGAAGAUGUUUCUAGACUGAGGACCGAAUUGGCCCAGACGCAGGCCGACCACAAGGCUGAGCUGGCGGCGAAGCAGGAGCGGCUGAUCGCUGAAAAACGAGCAAGACUGCAAGGCUCGCAUGAAGAUGGCCUGGUCCCUUGUCCACCCGGACUAUGAAUGAGAGUUCUUUGAGCUGAGGUACAAGUUGCCACCGAGGAGUAUGAUGCUCAGCCUCUCAACCUUGAAAAUCCGGUUCCCUUCGAAGAAUGGGCUGGCAUUGCAGCCUCAGAUGAAGAGCAGGAGGAGCCGGAAGAACAAGCGCCGGUUGAUGCUACUCAAGCUCCUCCAUCUGGCCAGGGCCAGACGUCUCCCCCUCCUCAGCAGCAGUGAACUUAACUUGUAUUUUCGGCCUGCGUGCUGAGUAUUUUAGAUGUACUCUCUUCCUCCCGGACGUAUUUUCGGGUGACAAUUACUCUUGGCUUUUUGCCAAUUUUUAAUAGAAUUUGUCGACUGAGUCGGUUUUACUUAUAUUUGCCUUUGAUAUAUUUUGCUCCAAUUUUUUUAACUUUUGCGAUAUUUUGGAUGUGCAUGAAUUUUUGAAUGUUGAUCAUAUACAUGCGGUUUGCCCCUGGACAGGUGUUUGCUUAGUAAUUGUCGAACUCCAAGCAGGCAGUCGUCCAACAAGCAUCCGACCAUAAUGUUAGCCGGUCGUUGAUCGCUUCCUUAGAAAUUUUUCCAAAGUAAUUUCUUAGUUGGAAUAGCAGACGGUCUUGGCUAGGCUCUAACCUAGAUUACACGAUUAACCGGUUGUGAAUAAGCCCUUAGGGUAAUCAGUCUUUGCCGGUUGCAUAGAAGCACGCGGCCAUUGGCCAUGUGUUGGUGUCAUAACCAGGUUAUGCUU
Molecule: messenger RNA, 1158 nt
Organism: Chenopodium quinoa (quinoa)
Lineage: Eukaryota; Viridiplantae; Streptophyta; Magnoliopsida; Caryophyllales; Amaranthaceae
Exons: 2
Coding region: 15-434 (139 amino acids)
Source: RefSeq, a predicted model, not a curated record